AUGGUCGAUACGCUCACCUCCAUUGGAUGCAACCCAAAGGGCUGCUACGGGUACAUUCCAUGGCGGCAGGAGAGGGGUGAGUGGUCUUCCAAUUCUUCCCCACCUCGGGACCACAGUUCCUUGAACCUGCCCCCUGGAGUCCGUCUUUCCAUAUGGACGCGGCCACUCUCCUCGCUCCCGCACAUCCCCGCCAUCACAACAUCCACUCUCCCACCUCAAGUUCCGCCCGCCUCCGUCAAAUCUGCAGUGGAUAUCAGCAUCAACAUCCCGUCAGUUGGGGCUAGAGAGCCAGCAACGACGGGAACCAAGAGGGAUCCCCCGAAAGUCGUCAUCAAGCACCUGGAUACCUUACAGCAGAGCACGAACUUUGUGAUUAUGUUGGCCAUGUGCCACUGUCAUUUCUUUGCCCCGUACGAUAUAAAAAGAGCUGAUUCCGUCGAGGAGCUGCUGCCGUCGGUUCCCAUCGGUAGCAGUGGAAUCAGGGUUCCAUUGCGGGACCAGCUAAAUGCCAUUGUCACGCUGGCGUGUAGUGCGAUGUCGUAG
Messenger RNA from Neurospora crassa OR74A, 543 nucleotides. RefSeq lists its product as hypothetical. The transcript has 4 exons. The record is from RefSeq and is a predicted model, not a curated record. Bases 1 to 543 code for a protein of 180 amino acids. Lineage: Eukaryota; Fungi; Ascomycota; Sordariomycetes; Sordariales; Sordariaceae.